This is a messenger RNA of Microthlaspi erraticum, 444 nucleotides long. The record is from the annotation of a GenBank genome assembly. Lineage: Eukaryota; Viridiplantae; Streptophyta; Magnoliopsida; Brassicales; Brassicaceae.
AUGUUCCACAACCUAGGGAUCGGUCGAGUCAUGUACCAGCAGCACGAGUCAUAUCGGAAGGCGACUUGCCUUUUCCUUGCCACACUCACAGACGAUCCCUGCGACGACGGCAAGUUUACAUCUGACGGCAGUGACGGCUACAUCACCUUCUGGGCCACUCGACGGAGGCACCACCUUACCUACAGAGAGAUCGACCGAGCUCUCUCUCUACCGCCGGGCAACCGCCACGGUCUCGACGUCGACCGCGCCGAGAUGACAGCACUCUGGGGGACGAUCGCAUUUGGGGACUACUUCUCCUCAAGUGCGAAGUCUUUUCACAUCAGGAGCCCGCCGAUCCGCUACUUCCACAAGGCGAUCGCCAACACGCUCUUCUCGCGACAGGCCACCGGGAACGUCACAGAGACGGAGAUGGCCAUGAUCGACGUGGCACUCACAGGCAGUUAA